Messenger RNA from Hemibagrus wyckioides, 7592 nucleotides. RefSeq names its product ras responsive element binding protein 1b (gene rreb1b). Gene Ontology annotation, cellular component: nucleus. Gene Ontology annotation, biological process: regulation of transcription by RNA polymerase II. NCBI's taxonomy places the organism in Eukaryota, Metazoa, Chordata, Actinopteri, Siluriformes, Bagridae. Bases 363 to 5339 code for a protein of 1658 amino acids. The record is from RefSeq and is a predicted model, not a curated record. Gene Ontology annotation, molecular function: RNA polymerase II cis-regulatory region sequence-specific DNA binding; DNA-binding transcription activator activity, RNA polymerase II-specific. The transcript has 12 exons.
CGAGCAACACGUGAUGCAGCCGCUUAUCAGCUUUAGGGAGCAGCGCUGCUUCGGAACGCGUGUGGAAGACGGACCAAACAAGAAAAGAGCCACAAAGUGACUUUUCUACUCCGUGUUCGCGAGGAACGUCGACGGAUUUCUUUCUUUUGAGCGUUUGAGGAGGAAAACAAUGCGCCGGGGUUAGUCGACGAACUUUGAACAUCCUCUAAAAACGCCAUUUUGGGCGCUCCUCUCCGGAACGAGGUUGCAGUGGGAGGUUUUUUUUUUUUCUCCCCCCUUUCGUUCUCUCCAAAGUCCAUCAUCUGCUUUUCACCAUCAUCACGGAGCGCAGCAGGCUGGCCGGCCCGGACCUACUCCACCCCAUGGAGAGUGCCUUACCUGAGAAGAGGUGUGUUGAAGAUGGCAAAGCCUCUCAGCAGCAAGAGGAGCUUUCCACACCGAUGGAAGAGAAGCCGCAGGGUGACCCGGACCACCCCGGAGCGGCGGGAAAAGAGAACGGAACUGAGGAAGAGCGAGACAAGGACGGAGCCGAGCAGAAGGAUGAAGAUGACGGAGAGGAAGACGGAGAGUCCUGUGCCAACUCGACAACACAUACUGAAACAAACACUGGCCAAAUGAACGGCGACGCUGAGGACGCUGCCUCGAACCCGUCUCCUAAAACCCCCGGCAAAUCUCCCUCUGCUAACCGCACCGGCAGGAGGAACCAGGAAGUGAAAGAUCGUUCUUCCUUCAUCUGUCCGCUGUGUGAUAAGAACUGCCAGACGCAGCAUUAUCUCACUAUGCAUAUACGACAGCAUAACACAGAGAUCGGAGGUAGCGACCACUCAUGUAGCAUCUGCGGAAAGGCGCUGAGCUCGGCCAGCUCUCUGGAUCGCCACAUGCUGGUCCACAGCGGAGAGAGACCCUAUAAAUGCUCAGUGUGUGGUCAGACCUUCACCACCAAUGGAAACAUGCACAGGCACAUGAAAAUUCAUGACAAGGGCCCAAACGGUGUCCCAGCCUCACAUCCUGUUUCCCCAAGCAAGCGCCGCAAACCCACCAAGAGAAAACUAAGCGUAGAGGAUGAUGGAGAGAAAACCAAUGAACCACCCAAUAAAAAGGUAUUUGCAGUGCACGGAUCUGGGGAGCAAAGCCCCGCCAAGCGUGAAGAAGACCUGUUGCACUGUCCAAUCUGCUUCAAGACAUUCAUCUGUAAAUAUGGUUUGGAGUCACACAUGGAGACACAUCCUGACACUGCACUCAGGUGUAACCUGUGUUGUAUCACUUUCCGCACCCAUCGAGGCCUCCUUCGUCAUAAUUCCGUUAUUCAUAAGCAGCUGCCCACAGAUCCCAAUGGACGACCAUUUAUCCAGAGUAACCCUUCCAUACCUCUGGGCUUCAGUGAUCUGUCCUUCAUCGACUUUUCUUGCAGCAAAUUCCCCCAAAUCGCACAGGUCUGGUGUGAAACAAAUUUGCGACGUUGCUCGAGCAAAUUUCAUAGGUUUAUUUGCGAAGUAUGCAACAAGGCCUUUCCUCUCCAAGUCUCUCUAGAUCUACACAUAAUCUCUCACAAAGAUGAUGAUGCCGAACCCCAGAAGCAGGAAAAUGACACUAUUUCAGAUACAGCCAAAGAUUCUGGAGAUUCCAAAGAGAUAGUUGAAUCAGUACAACAGGAGGCCAGCGUAACUUUAAAUGGGAAGAAUGAUUUUAUGGAGUGCCUUGGUCUACAGCAUUCUUCACUCGCUAAGCCUGAACAGACUGAGGAGGAGAAACAGCAAGAAAUUUUGGACAGCAUUCGUUUUAUUCGUGUUGAGCCCUCUGCAACAAAUCUACCUCAAGAGACCAAUAGUAGUCUUGGCCUCUGUCUUCUAGAUCCUGUCUCUCUUCAAGGCUUAAAUAAGGGUAAUGGUCUCAGCCUUUUAUCACUGCAGCCACUUCAGGGUGGUUUGGUUGUCCGGCCUGUCAGUCAAACAGGAGUGGAACUUGCUGAUAUCCAACAGAUCCUGAAGAUGGCUGCUGCUAUUCCAUCUCAGAUGACUUUGCCACUGCUUCCAAAAGGUGCAGAAGGUCCUCUGCAGGCAGAACCCAAACAAAUUACUCCUCUCAAACCCAAGCCACUGGUGACUCCUCGAUCCAGCAUGGGAACCUCCACGCCACCUCCACCAGUGAUGAAUGCCCAGCAAGCCUCUUCAGGUUGCAUCAGCCCCAGCUUGCCACCCCCUACAGCCCAAAUUCUUACUUCCAAACAGUCAUCAAAUACCCCAUCUUCCUCAACGUCUUCCUCGCCUACAAAUUGGGAGAACACAAAUCUAGUGGGAGAUGGCACAGGGCCAACAAUAAUGACUACUGGGGAAAUUAAGCAGGAAGAGGUCCAAGGUAAAGAAAAAGAUAUGAGAACCUCAGGUGGCAAAAAGGUCCCAAAGACAGAAUAUCCAUGUCGCUUCUGUACGCAAGUGUUCUCCUUCCCAGGAGGCCUCCAGGCUCAUAUGCGAGCUCAUCACUAUGGAGCUUCUCCAUACAAGUGUAGCAUCUGCACCUACACUGCUCCGGACAAUGCCACAUUAAUGCGGCAUUUACGAACACACAGCGGUGAACGUCCCUAUGUCUGUCGCCUCUGUCACUACCCUUUUACAGUCAAGGCCAACUGUGAGCGUCAUUUGCGCAAGAAGCACAUGAAAAACACUCGCAAGGAGAUUGAGAAAAACAUUGAGUACAUUACCCCAUCCUCAAGUGCAAGCAGUUUAGUUGGGGGUACUACACAGGACCUUGUGGAUUCGGCUAAUAUUGGCAACACAUCCUGCCGCUACUGUGGAGAGGACCUGAAGACCUACAGGGCUCUACAGAUUCAUCUCAGAACUCUCAAUGGCUGUCAGAGGAAACCAUUUGAAUGUCGCCAGUGCGGCGCAGCCUUCCUCGCCAAAAGGAAUUGUAUCCAUCACCUGCUUAAGCAACACUCAGAAGUCCAAGAGAGGGAAAUUGAAGAUCAUAUAAACACUCUUGUUCCUGUCACAGCUCCUACUUGUGUCCAGACCAACUCUGCUGCUCAGUCUCAGUCAGGAAAUCAAAAUCUAAGUACUUUCUCUGAAGCUGCAGUUCAAGACCAGCCCUUGGAUUUCUCCAGCAAAACAUUGAAAACUAUUCAUUCUGAUAUAAAACCAGAGGCAGCUUCUCCCUCUCUGUCAAAUGACUGUUCCAUGGAGCCUAUCGAUCUGUCUAUUCGCAAGGAUAUGGAAGGAAAGAAAAUAAAGAUAGAACAAGUUGAUACAACCUCAUCGUAUCGCCAAGAGGUCAAGAAAGAGCUUCCUUCUCCAAGUACUGUCAAGUUUAUAGGAAAGGUAUCGGGUGUCCAUACAUCCCUUCCAGCAACCAUGCCUAGCCUUGCCUCUACACUGACAAGUGACAUGACCAAGCCACCCAUACGCCUAAAGCCACUGCUGCCGAAACCUGCUGCUGCCUCCAACACUUCAGAAAUGCCACCUCUGGCCUCCAUUGCCCAAAUCAUCUCUUCCGUCUCAGCUGCACCGGUGCUGCUGAAAACAGGAAUAAACUCUGAUAAAAGUGAUGGAGUGGUCAGUGGUGAAACACUAAUGGAUAAAAAGUGUUCCAAUGGCACUGCAAGUCCUGGUUCUUCUUUCAGUUGUCCAUCCCUUGAGGCAUCAAAGAGGAGAGGCAAGAAAAGGCCAUUCAAGGAUGAGAUAUGUGAUCCUACACAUGCAUCCAUCAGUGGGUUUGACUUGGAGUCCAGUGGAGAGUUACCAAGUGUGGAGAAAAUGCUGGCCACUACUGAUGCCAAUAAAUUUAGCUCUUACUUACAGCUAAGGCAAAUGGAGCCAGAAAAGGAGAAACAGUCUGCAAGUGAAGAAGAGAAGGAAGGAAAGGAAGACAAAGAGAAGGUUCGCCCACGAAGCAAAGGGAAGAAGAAUGCCUACUCAAACUCUGUGCAGAAGAUGAAAUGUCCAUACUGUCCUCGGGUGUUCCCUUGGACCAGUUCUUUACAGAGGCAUAUGCUAACACACACAGGCCAAAAGCCGUUCCCUUGUCCUCAGUGCGAUGCACUGUUCUCCACCAAAUCCAACUGCGAGCGCCACCUCCUUCGUAAGCAUGGCUUAUCCAGUCGCAACACACUGCAGAACACUGGGUCAUGCCCAAAAACCAAGGCUGAUGAUGGGUCACAGGGAAGUACAGAUGGUGUUUCUGAUGCUGAGCCUGCUGUCAUGGUAGAUGAAGAUGAUCUUAAAAAAGAGGACAAAACCAUAACUAAUGACAUGGACUUGACAGAGCAGGAUAAAGACAUAACCACAGAAUCCCCCGAGUUGACGGAAGAUCUAAAAAGCUCACAAUCUGUUGAGAACUUUCACUUGAACAACAACGAGAACAGUGAUGACUCUCAGAGCAACAAGAGCCUGGAUUUGAAUGUUGCCAGCAAACCAACAGAACACAAAAUGUCAGAAACUGAGCGGGAACAGCCAGAGGCUACAGAACCUGCAGUGGAACCAGAGGGUCCACCAUCAGAGGAAUUUCCUCACACAUGCAGUACCUGCAAAAAGACCUUCCGGCAUGCGGCCACCCUCAGCCGGCACCAGAAGAUUCAUUUGCAGGACAACCAAAAUGAAGAUGGGGAACGGAAAGGAAGAAAUCAACCUGCGGUAUCCAGUCAAUCUAUUGACACCAGCACCUCGCCAAUAAAGGAAGGUGAGCAGGAAACGGGUGAGGCUGAGAAAGAGGAGAACAGCAGCGUUGUGGAAAGUGGUGCUGAGGAAGAGGAAAAGGAGGGACAGAAAGAGGAAAGAAAUGAAGAAGAAGAGGGUGGCUCUUCCGAGCUUGAAUCACCAGGAAGUAGACCUGACAAGAGGAAGAAGAAGAUCUGCAGUGUGUGCAGCAAACGUUUUUGGAGCCGGCAAGAUUUGACCAGACAUAUGCGUUCACAUACUGAUUUAGGAGAAAGACCAUAUCAGUGCCAAACAUGUGACCGGACCUUCACUUUAAAACACAGCCUGGUGAGGCACCAGCGUAUUCACCAGAAAACCCCAGAUGACCGAGGAACAGAUGAGGCUGACGGAGCAAGAGACGAUAGUGCUGUGGAUGGGGAAGAUCUACGAUGUUCUUCUGGAAGUGAGAGCGAGACGGCUCCUUCUGAAAACAAGACCUCCAAGGCGGAGAAUGGCAAACAAGCAGAGGAAACCGAAGAGAAGGUGGACGAUAAUGGGAUUAAAGAAGAGGAAGUUUCUGCGCCAGAGGCUUCCAAAAAACUUCAAACGAAGGAGCUCGAUGAAUUGGAUACUAAGGCCCCAGAACCCAAAGAUGCAGCAGAUCCCAGUCUUAAGGAUAACCAGGGAGCUGUAGACAAGCCAGUUGUCUAAGACGUGUUGACUCUGUCCAUCCUGUGCCAUACUUCCAUGAUCUUACACGAACACUAAAAAGACGAUGCAGAGUCGAGCGUCUUUGCGCGGACGUUUAUAAUGCGAGCAAAAUGCAAAACUGGAAACUUUCUCUCAAUGCCUUAAUGAUUCUUUUGUUCCCCCAGAGAUUUAGAUCCACUGCACAGUAUCAUUUUUAAUCAAAUGUAUAUGAUUGUGUGUUUUUUUUUAAUUAAUUCUAUAAUCCUUAUAUCAAAAUAAAUUAGUCUUUUGUAUGAUAAAUUGAUGAUUUAUAUUAGCACCGUCAUAUGUAUUAUUCUUAAGUCAAUUCCACUUUGUUUUUAGUCUUCUCGAUAAGUUUUGCUCAAGUGCCUGAGAGCAUAUCUCUCUGAACCUUCGUUCCGAAUAGGCUUCUUUAGGUUUCGGAGGUGUCCUUGGUUCACUCAGUGGCCUAGAAUACUUUUGGUUAUCAGUUUGGGUGAUCAUUAGUCAAUGUUUCUUGGCAAUAUUUGCCAGUUUUUGUACAUUUUCUUCCUCUAUCGAAGCUCACUGAUAAACGAUGCUCUCUGGCCUUGUGGUGCGUUGAACUUAGAACGUAACUAGUGGUUGAGACAGCGCCCCCUGGUGGUUUGGGGUGUAAAGCCUGACAUUCAGACACUGCCUUUAGGCGAAAGCUUGUUAUUAAGGACACUUGGUUUAAGAAUUUAAGAACACGGAUCCGUACGAUCCGCUUCGAAUGCACUUGAACGAUCCGGUGGACGUUUUAGUCCCUUUUCUUUUUCGGCACCAAUUAAAAUCAAGCCAAGGUUUUACACACAACGCAUCAGACAGCAGUGUGCUUUGCAGUACACAUUGCAUUUAAUCCCAAUCUGGCUCAUCGGAGUCUUUUCUAUGUUUUAAGCGCAGUGAUGUUUGUGCUGUGGGUUUUAUACUUGAAAUCGCCCUGCUGUUUGCCUCGACUUAUACAACUGUGCUGUUCACACUGCCUCCUACUUUUCAUAUCCGUCUCUUUAGUACCUCUGCAGUUAGCCAAUCUAACCUCAUAAACCUCUAAUUAGUUGAAUGAAGUUUGUCUUUAAGAUGAUCAACAAGGAAAUGCUGCGUGUUGGAGCCAAAAACUAUGCAACAGACAUGUGCUGAUAAUCGGUUACACAACGCAAUAUUGGUGUGUGGGUACUUUCUAAUGCUGCCUCGCAGAAAAACCCAGAAAAGUAGGCAGCGUAUAUUUUUGCAGCAAAUGUGCCUCUUUUGAUAAAGGGACACUUUAUUUUUAAUAGAACAUAUCACAUGCCUUCUAAAUGAACAAUAAGACAGUUCCCGAAUAAUGUUCAAUUCCUUUACAUAUUUAACUUUACUGUUCAUUUCCUUUAAAGAAAGGCUAACAAACUGCUGGGCUUCAACGAACAGGUUUGGUGAACUUGCGGAAAAACAAAUCAUUUUUCUACUAUGGUGUGUUUGAGAAAUGUGUGCGCUUGCUUGUAGUGUAUAGUGUGUAUGCGCAGGUCUAUCAAAGAUAAGGAGAACACACUGAAUAUUUUAUGUAUUUAUUGAUAUGAGUGCUCGGAGCUAACAUGGACUCCCGUAUGAACGCAGAGGAGAAAUCGGAAACAAUGACUGUAGCGCUGAACAAUCUUGAAGUUCUUUAUAUUAUCACUUAUUUUAUGGUUAUGAUUAUGACGCCUUGAGCUAUUUGCCAUAGAUUGUUUUAUUAAUGUGUGUGUUUGUUUGUUUGUUUGUUUGUUUGUUUGCAUUAAUUCAGUUAAAUCAGUCCCCACCAAUACACACAUGCAUUAACUAAAUAUAUAAUUAUUAUUAAAGCCCGAGCUUGAAUUAGCAGUAGAGUUAGUGAUUUUUUGCAUGUCUAAUUAAAAUGGGUGGUUACCAGUUCUUCUCUUUCUCAGGGGCUCCUCAAAUUAUGCAUACUUAAAAUCAUCUGCUUUGUGGAAAGAAAUUCUCGUUUCUGCAGCAGGCUAGAGCGAUCACUACAGUUGCAUCAUAUAUGCAUAUGAAUGUGAAUUCACCUCAAUGUUCAUCAUCCUCCUCCUCCUCCUCCUCAUCCUCUGUAAUUCUGCAUGUUUCGCCGAUUUGUUUUGAGCACUGUAACAACAAAUGCAUUUGUUAAAGGGAUUGCAAACGUUUGUCUCUCCUGUCCAGUUUUACUUUUAGGAAAGUUCUUAUUGAUUUUUGUUUUGUUUCUGUACACGACCCUAUUUGAACUCAUUCAAACAAUAAAUAUACACUAAGAAAGAGUGAGAA